AUGGAAAGCAGCAAGCUGAAGCGACUGGACAAGGCGCGAUUCAUGGCGGAUCCCAGGGCGCGCAUGCUCAUGGGGUAUGUUAGUGCUCUGGCGGACCUAGCAAAUCCAAAGGCAGCGCUGCCGCUGCUUGCUGAUGAGCGCCGGCUGGCCGCCUAUGAAGCCGCCAUUGCUGCAGCCCUGAUCGAGCAGCCAGGCGCGCACAUUCUAGUGCUGGGAGCUGGCAGCGGCCUCCUCGCACUGAUGGCGGCUCGCGCUGGUGCCGGCCGGGUGACAGCCGUUGAGCGCAGCCGCAUGCUCUACAGAAUGGCCCGGCAGGCGCUGGACGCCAAUUUAGACGCGCCGGGAGCCGCCAAUGUGCGCAUUGUGGACUGCCCGCUGCGCUGCAUCGGCGUGCAAGGCGAGGAGCUCCCUCCAGAUGUGCAACAAGCUCUGGACGAGGAGAUGAAGCAUCAUUCCAGCCGGGAUGCAGCAGGUGCAGACAGUGCCAGUGCACCGGGUCCCCCCGCUGCAGCUGGGGCGGCUGCGGCUGCGGCGGCUAAGAUCAAAGAUGCAGCCGUCCUGCUGCCAGAGCGCGCAGAUGUGCUUGUCACUGACCUGCUAGACCACAGCGUGCUGGGCAUGGGGUUGCUGAUUGCACUGGACUAUGCCAGCAUCCACCUGCUGAAAAGGGGCGCGCGAGUGACUCCCACAUUCCUGAGGGUGAGGGCCAUGUUGGUGGAGAUGCGAAUCAGUGAUGUGUCAGGCUUUGACCUGUCGGGCCUCAACCGCUACCGCUGGAAUGGCCACGAGAAGAUUGACCUCAGCAGGGUGCCGCACAAACAGCUGUCCAGUGCUUUCACAGCGAUUGACUUGGACGUUCAGAGGCGCGUUGACUCGCUCUCAGGAGGCUGCUUGGGAGAUGAUGCCCUGCCUGACAUCCUGUGGGAGUCUGACCGUACGCUCAAAGUCCCAGCAACCUGCAGCGGCCGGUGGAACGCUGUUGUCUUCUGGUUCAAGGCUUCAGGCUGA
Coccomyxa subellipsoidea C-169 is the source of this 1008-nucleotide messenger RNA. RefSeq lists its product as hypothetical. Gene Ontology annotation, biological process: peptidyl-arginine methylation. Bases 1 to 1008 code for a protein of 335 amino acids. Gene Ontology annotation, molecular function: protein-arginine omega-N monomethyltransferase activity. The transcript is spliced from 9 exons. Lineage: Eukaryota; Viridiplantae; Chlorophyta; Trebouxiophyceae; Coccomyxaceae. The record is from RefSeq and is a predicted model, not a curated record.